This is a messenger RNA of Paraphaeosphaeria sporulosa, 1698 nucleotides long. RefSeq names its product oxidoreductase family protein. The record is from RefSeq and is a predicted model, not a curated record. Bases 17 to 1213 code for a protein of 398 amino acids. The transcript has a single exon. NCBI's taxonomy places the organism in Eukaryota, Fungi, Ascomycota, Dothideomycetes, Pleosporales, Didymosphaeriaceae. Gene Ontology annotation, molecular function: nucleotide binding.
ACAUGUAAACCACACAAUGCCUCGCAUCCGCACCGCCAUCAUCGGUCUCUCUACUUCCGCCAUUACCAGCUGGGCCGCUUCUGCCCAUCUCCCAUACCUCCUGUCCACCCGUGGUAUUCAACACUAUGAGGUCGUCGCUCUUCUCAACUCCAGCAUACAUGCCGCCGAAACCGCACGCGCGACUUUCGAUCUUCCACCGUCUGUCAAAACAUACAGUGACCCCAGCGCCCUAGCGCAGGACCCAAACAUUGACUUAGUAGUCUGCUGCACGCGAGUGGACGUCCACUUUCGCACGAUACAGCCCAGCAUCCGAGCAGGGAAAGCCGUCUUCGUCGAGUGGCCACUGGCUGAGAACUUGUCUCGCGCUCUCGAAUUGACGGACGACAGGCCCCUGCAGGACAGUAUCAUCGGACUGCAGGGACGAGUCUCGCCUGUCACACUACGAAUCAAAAGUCUUCUCGAUGAGGGGAUCAUCGGCAAAGUCCUCAGCAGCCAUGUAUGCUCGUAUGGCGCUCUGCUCCCGCGCGAUGCACUACCGGAGGGUAUAGAGUAUUUCGCAGAGCGGAAGUAUGGUGGCAACCCCAUCAUUAUUGAGAAUGGUCAUAGCCUCGAUUGGGUGCAUGAAGUCCUGGGCGAUUUUGACGAGUUCGAGAGUAGGAUGCAGAUUCAACGUCCACGGGUCAAACUUCUAGGCAAGGAAGGCGAAGUGAAAGAGACGAUUGUGACCGAUGUUCCAGAUCUGCUUACCAUGCAGGGAACGCUCAAGGCAAGAGACGGUGAGGGAGGGGUCGUGGAGGGAGCGCUAUUCACGCAUAUCUUCCGUCAUGGGACCCCUUUCAAAGGGCAGCCUGGCUUGACCUGGAUCAUCAACGGAGAGCAAGGAGAGCUGUUGGUCACGAUGGGCGAAAGGUUUUUGUUUUUGGAAGACCCUGUGGUCAUUCAGUUGCAUGAUCACGCUACAGAUGAGGUCAAAGAAUUGGCGUGGGACUGGGCCGGUUGGCAGAAAGAUCUGCCCGUCAAAGCAAGAGGUGUUGCGGAACUGUACGAGAGGUAUGCGGAAUGGAUCGAAACUGGAAAGAACCAUGUCGGGAGGGGCAGAAAGUGGCCUACCUUGGACGAUGCUGUGCUGAGGACAAGGCAAUUCGAGAAGAUUUUCCACCAGUUUGAGGAAGCUAACGGAGGCUGUGUAGGCGGAAAGGUUUCUGGUAAAUAAAUCCUUGGCUAAAUAUGAUCUCGCUUAGACACUUUCGGCUGGGAUUUGGCGCAAGGCAAUGCACCUCUCUAUAUUGUCUAUUGAAAUUUACCAAGAACAAAGCUGACGUAAUUGUCCGGUGACUGCGCUUGGUACCUAGAACAUAACUUUUAAAAUGUGCACAGACACUCAUACACUCAACUCGGGGACUGGAUCCCUACGCGGUUGCCUAACGUGUGGGUAGACAUGGAGGGUGGUGAACAGAAAUCAGGCGACGAGAAACCUACAAACACUGCCGUGAGGCGGUCUAGUAGCAAAAGCAAGCCUAUCUCUAGCGCGAUAACACAACAUACGUGUAAGAUCUAUUGGUUAGUCUCACUACGCGAGGGCGCAGGGAGUCACGAGCUGGAUACUUGGCCUCCUUCAGAAGGGACGGCGAUUGGACACAAAUCUCGUAGGAGCCAGCCCAAUAAGCCAUAUUCUUGGACAACACGCUAUACAUACAA